Messenger RNA from Nelumbo nucifera (sacred lotus), 3405 nucleotides. NCBI's taxonomy places the organism in Eukaryota, Viridiplantae, Streptophyta, Magnoliopsida, Proteales, Nelumbonaceae. The record is from RefSeq and is a predicted model, not a curated record.
UUAAAAGAAUGGCCACAAAUGUUGGAGGUCUUGUAGGUGGUGGAAUGCUUGCGCUCAUCUCUUUGUCAUUAUUAUUGUCGCUACCAGAAGAAUUAACAGUAUCGGCAACAGCAACAACAGCACAACCUAGAUGCCAAGAAAAAUGCGGCAAUGUUAGCAUCCCCUAUCCAUUCGGCAUAGGAGCCAAUUGUUCCAAAAAUUCAUGGUUCAACGUAUUUUGCAACGACACUUCCAGCAAUCCCCCGGAAAUGUCAUUUGGUGGUGGACGGGAUCUCGUAGACAUAUUGGCUGAAGGCAAAGUUGUUACCAGAGGUUGGUCGAUUACCARSUGUGAUACUUCCGGAGAGGGUUUCAGAAUCUUCUAUGGGCACAACUUCACAUCGUCCCCGUACUUCCUAUCGCAAGAGAGUAACAAAUUCAUAACCCUGGGUUGCGACAACCUUGGCUACUUCAUUGGUUCAAGCUCUUAUCAGACCAUUGGUGGGUGUAUGUCAUUUUGUAAUACGACUGAAUUCAAGAUAAAUGGUACAAAAUUGGCUGUGACCACCAAUCCAAGUGAAUGUAAUGGCUUCGGUUGUUGCAGCACCCCAGUCCCGCCACUCCAGGAAUUCUAUAUUACUACCAGGCAUAUAAAUGAUUUGGGAUUUUUGAGAGACGAACCAUCGACAAGAUGCGCGACCGCUUUGAUAGCCGACAGGAAGUGGUUCAAUCUCUCGUCGUAUCAGGUAAAAAAUAUCGAAAGCGCCGAUAGGGACGUUCCCAUGGUGCUGGACUGGGUGAUAGAAUUUAGUAGUACAUGCAAAACUGGUAAUGUCUCUGCCAACUGCGGCAGCAAUACGGAAUGCAAGGAACACAGCUCCGGAAAUGGAUACGUUUGUGAAUGUAAGAAGGGAUACCAAGGGAAUCCUUAUCUUCCCCAGGGUUGCCAAGAUAUCGACGAAUGUGCAGAUCUCAAGGCCAAUCCCUGCGAUGGGGUUUGCUGCUGCUUGGAAACAGAAGCUCCUCUACUAGUUUAUGAGUUCAUUCCUUGUGGAACCCUUUUCCAACAUAUCCAUGAUCAAAGUGACAACAUGUCAUGUACAUGGAAUAAUCGAUUAAGAAUUGCUACAGAAGUUGCAGGAGCACUUUCUUACUUACAUUCAGCAGCUUCUACACCAAUAUAUCAUAGAGAUGUGAAAUCUACAAACAUACUCUUGGAUGAUAAAUAUAGAGCCAAAGUUUCAGAUUUUGGAACUUCAAGGUCAAUUGCAGUUGAUAAAACUCAUUUAACCACAGCAGUACAUGGGACCUUUGGGUACUUGGAUCCUGAGUACUACCAAUCAAGCCAAUUCACAGAGAAAAGUGAUGUUUAUAGUUUUGGAGUAGUUCUUGUAGAGCUUUUGACUGGAAAGGAGCCAAUUUUUUUAUCGAGACCAGGAGAACAGAGAAGCUUAGCAACUUAUUUCCUAACUUCAAUAGAGGAGAACCGUCUCUUUGAGAUUCUUGACGCACAAGUGGUAAAGGAGGGUGAAAAGGUAGAAGUUGAGGCAGUUGCUUACCUUGCAAAGAGGUGCUUGAAUUUGAAUGGAAAAAAAAGACCAACAAUGAAGGAAGUCACUAUAGAGUUAGAGGGGUUGAGAAUAUCUAAAGGCCAAGCAUUUGUUCAAGAAACCCAUCAAGAAGUGGAGUGCUUUAUAAGACAACCAUCAAACCUAUGGGAUACUGAUAUCGACGAAUGUGCAGAUCUCAAGGCCAAUCCCUGCGAUGGGGUUUGCACGAAUAUACCAGGGGAUUAUGUUUGCUCCUGUCCGCCGGGUUAUACGGGAGAUGGAAUGAGACAUGGAAUUCCUUGUAGAAAGGACAGUUUCAUUAAACGCUAUCGGCCUUGGAUAAUCGGUGUUGGCUCUAGUUUGGCUCUACUGAUAGCAGUCUUAGCUAGCAUAUGCUUUUACCAAUUACACAAAAAAUUGAAAAGUAAAAAAAUCAAAGAGAAGUUCUUCAAGCAAAAUGGUGGCUUAUUAUUGCAACAACAAAUAUCUUCAGAGGAGGGAAAUGUUGAGCAAGCCAAAAUAUUCCAUGCCGAAGAGUUGGAGAAAGCAACAGAUCACUAUAACGUGAACCGAAUUYUUGGCCAAGGGGGUCAAGGUACAGUAUACAAAGGUAUGUUAACCGAUGGAAGAAUUGUGGCAAUUAAGAAGUCUAAAAAAGUGGAUGAGAGUCAAAUUGAACAAUUCAUCAAUGAGGUUGUUAUACUCUCACAGAUUAAUCAUAGAAAUGUGGUUAAGUUGCUAGGCUGCUGCUUGGAAACAGAAGUUCCUCUACUAGUUUAUGAGUUCAUUCCUUGUGGAACCCUUUUCCAUCAUAUCCAUGAUCAAAGUGACAACAUGUCAUGUACAUGGAAUAAUCGAUUAAGAAUUGSUACAGAAGUUGCAGGAGCACUUUCUUACUUACAUUCAGCAGCUUCUACACCAAUAUAUCACAGAGAUGUGAAAUCUACAAACAUACUCUUGGAUGAUAAAUAUAGAGCCAAAGUUUCAGAUUUUGGAACUUCAAGGUCAAUUGCAGUUGAUAAAACCCAUUUAACCACUGCAGUACAUGGGACCUUUGGGUACUUGGAUCCUGAGUACUAUCAAUCAAGUCAAUUCACAGAGAAAAGUGAUGUUUAUAGUUUUGGAGUAGUUCUUGUAGAGCUUUUGACUGGAAAGGAGCCAAUUUUUUUAUUGAGACCAGGAGAACAGAGAAGCUUAGCCACUUAUUUCCUAACUUCAAUAGAGGAGAACCGUCUCUUUGAGAUUCUUGAUGCACAAGUGGUAAAGGAGGGUGAAAAGGUAGAAGUUGAGGCAGUUGCUUACCUUGCAAAGAGGUGCUUGAAUUUGAAUGGGAAAAAAAGACCAACAAUGAAGGAAGUCACUAUGGAGUUAGAGGGGUUGAGAAUAUCUAAAGGCCAAGUAUUUGUUCAAGAAACCCAUGAAGAAGUGGAGUGCUUUAUAAGACAACCAUCAAACCUAUGGGAUACUGGUUCAACUUCAACUAGAUAUGGAAGUCUAGAGAAUAGUGUUGGAUUGCCGUUGGAUGAUAAACCACUAUUGCAUAACACAUCAUCUUAUUCUUGCUGAGUUGGUGUAUGAAAAUUGGUAAUGUUUUAUUUGAAGAAUAAUAAGGAUACAAACUAGUCAAACUCAUGGCUGCUCCAAAUGCAUCAUUUACUAAACAUCAGAAUGUUUUUGUGGGCCAAUGUGUUACAUUAUUUUCACCCACUAAGGCCCACACGAUGUUUCUGAUGAGCGGUAUGUGAUGUACCUCUAGCAGCUAGAACCUUGACUCGCUUGUUGCAUUAGGCACUGUUUGUUUAAUAACUAUUGCUGAAUUGACUGAACUGAAAUGCUUAUUUCUUUUGGUGGACAAAGCAGUAUAUUCAGUUAUUUA